Messenger RNA from Paramecium tetraurelia, 810 nucleotides. RefSeq lists its product as uncharacterized. The record is from RefSeq and is a predicted model, not a curated record. NCBI's taxonomy places the organism in Eukaryota, Ciliophora, Oligohymenophorea, Peniculida, Parameciidae. The transcript is spliced from 3 exons.
AUGUCUGAGAGAUCAUUGUCACCGUCUGAUUAUUAUGAAUUAAAACAUGUUAAAUCCAUAACCUAUAAGCACGCAUCAAAUGUAAAGAAAGGAAGAACCAUCCUAUACCAAAGUACUGACAAAUUAGAGAGCGAUUUAAAUAAAUGCAAUUUAAGUUGCGAUUGCUCAGAAUGUGGAUAACUAGUGGGAUUUUCGUUAAAAUUAUAUAGAGAAUUACCUCUAAAAGAAACAAGAAAUCAAAAGAAAAAAAAAACAUUAAGAAGAUUUAAAGCUGUGGGAAAUGCCAUUAUUUUUAUUCUGACUUACAAAAUGGAAGCAAUUAAACGAAUAAAAAAGAAAAUGCAUCUUCUAAGAGCAGUUCGAAAUUUAACUGUAAGAAGACCUGCUGUCGUAUAAUCAGUACAUUUAUUACCAGUUUAAUAACCAAUAAAGCAACCGCAAAGUCGUGAUGAAGAAAUCGAAGAAACAGUGUCUAUUCAUCCAUUUUAACCUAUCUAAGGAGGACCAAGAAAGAGUAAGAUAUCAAUAUAUAUGGAAAGGAUGUUAAAGGAUGUAUUGCCAAAAAAGGAGGUUGGAUUAAAACCUUUAAGUAUAUUAAACGAUGCACUUAGUAAAAACAAAAAGAAGAGACACAUAAAAUGCCAAUCUCAACUGUCUUUAACUCAAUUUAAUUGUUAAUCCUAAAUUAAACCUUUUGGUGAAUUGAAUAAAACAUAAGCAACUAAUUUUUAUUAGAAUAAUAACAAGGAUAUAUUGAAAUUGAUAGACAUUAUGAAGGUCAAACGCAGAGUCAUUCGUGUAAAGAAAUGA